CCGUCGGGCAGCGUACUGUACUGUCUGCACGGCGCAUAGAUGGCACCGAAAUUGCGGUUUGGUUCGAACCCACUUUUCUUUUUGCUCCCUGGCCGAGCGCUGCUUCUUUCUGCGUCGCUCAAGGACGAGCAGAUCCCGGCUAUCCACGUGCACGGGCGGCAUGAUGGCGCACUGUCGACACCCAUCCAAAGGUGUUCUCUGGUAGUGUGCAGCUUCCAACGACCUUUUUUGAUGGAUGGAUUGAUGGAUGGAUGAUGCUGGGGCUCAUCUUCCCAACAAAAUCGGCCCGGCGGCGCAAAGAAGCAACCCCCUCAGCCCCUUCAGUCAUGUGGCGUCAUGCUGAAGGCACGCCUGCUCUUGUCUGGUAAGGAUAAGGACACGCUGCAUCCACUCAAUGUGGUCUGUUCUGUGUGUUUGCAGCGUUUUGGCGCGCUCGGGUCGGGUGAGGCUGCACUGCCGUCGGGAGGUGCCUUUGAUUCGUAAGAUGGCAUUGCAAUGCCGCACCUCGCUGCGCUGUCUUGUGCGCCCAUCUCGACCCACUCUCUUCCUGAGGCCACCAAGCCGUCCAGCUGAUUCUGCACCGAGGCCGUGGGGAUUCUGUCAGGCUCUGUGCGACAUGAGCGGCAGCUGCUUCGCCAACACCAACACCACCCUGCAGUCUGUCAAUGUUGCCAUCCUCCUCUGCAGGCUGGGUGUGCACACGGGCACAGCUCAUGAUGGGCACCUGCGGACACGACACUGCUGCUGGUUGUCUGCUGUAUGUGUCUCCUGGGCUCUCAUAGCAUAUGGAUGUGCUGUGGACUCGGUGUGGAGGCUUCGUGAGGACACGGUCGAAGAAAGGUGAGAUGGUGCGAUGACGAACAGACCGCACUGUGCUGAUCUUCGUGCGUGUGUCCUUCGUUUCUCUUCUGCAGGCCAUCGAGCUCCGUCCUUAUCGGUCGGAUACGACAUGGUGCUGCACGUCUGCAGAACAUCUGAGGUAUGCUACCUCUGCCAAGACACCGUCAGACGGUGAGAUGGCACCGCACAUCACAUCAUCUCCUGCCAUGAAUGUCCUUCAUUUCCCUUCUUCAGCUGCUGUUGACCACAUUGACUUGACUGGGCGACGUAAUAGGCGUGCAUGGGACGCCUUCGGCGGAAGUGUGCAGAAAGAUGAGGCAGAAACGUCUGUCUGCCCCUGUUGUGGUUGAUGACUGUCGACAUGAUGUCCAUCUUUCCUAUGAUGCCCUGAGGCUCCACUUUGUGGACAGGCGAUUGAUGGGGCACAGGGGCCGAGUAGUAUGCAUAUGAGGUGUCUAUGUCUUGGCCUCCCUCCCUGCCUUGAUGCUGUGGUUCUAUCGGUGUGCCUGCUCUGUCUGCGUGGCCUGCGUGUUUCCUUAAGUUGUACCCUGCAUGUAUCGACACGUGAUUGACGGAAGGACUCAGGAAAGGACGGACGGGGGGGGAACCCCUGCGUGCGGCUUUUUUCAGCCAAAUUUCGCCGGACGUAGCCAGCGGAGUAGACACGUGAAACAUCCAGUGUGGCAUGGCUCGGUGGCUCUUUAACGCUUGUUGCUGUUCUUCCUGGCUGCACUCGCAGAUCUGUAUGACACCUCUGGGCAUUCGGCCUCCAGCAGGGGGGGGAAGGCCCAGCAAAGGACCUAUGUGCGGCACCAUUUUCCCCUUCGUUUUGUGCUGCAAGGCGGUCCCUGCGCGAUUUUCUUUCUGAAUACGGAUCUGUACACACCUGGCAGGCCGGCCACGCUGGCAGGAGCCGCAAACAAUGAAACGAAAAAAAUAAGCUCGCACCGAUCGCUAAGGAAAAUCCGCUGCGAGUAGACACCUCAGGGGUGAGAAAGGCUUCUUUGGGCUUCUCGUGUUUUUCGGCGUCUGCACGGCCGACGUCGUUUCUGCCACUUCUAGUCGGUUCCGAGGAUCCCUCCCGACCUCUCUAGCGUCGCAAGGCGUCCAGCCUCCCUGGUACACCACCCCACGACACCUCACUCGCACCCUUACCCUACAGUGGGAUUCUGACCCAUCCGAUGACUUGCGUCGCUGCACCUGCCCCUCCCCGCCUUCCCACACCCCUCACGCGCCUCUCUGUGGUGUCUCUCGUGUCCUUCAGUGUUGACGAUGGCCAAGGGUGCUGCCAAGGGGAAGGCCAAGUCCAAGGCCAAGUCUGACGAGCCCAAGGAGAAGAAAGUCAAGGUAUACGGCGCACAGGGGGCGGGGGAUGACGCCCGCGGCGGCAUCUUCCAUCCGCCGGCCUGCUUGGCGCGAUUUGAUUUGUACUGAGCGAACCCAUUGUGUUGUGUGUGUGGUGUGUUGUGGUGUGUGUUGGUGCGUUCAGGACAAGGAUGCGCCCAAGAAGGGCAGGUCGGCAUACAUCUUCUUCACGAUGGACCGGCGCGAGGAGCUCGUCGCUGAGAACCCAGACCUCAAGGGCAGCGUCACGGUACGAGCACUUCUCACCUCACGCACUCACACAGUGCUGUGAUGCUCCGUCUGCCCAUCGUAUCGUGUGUGCGUGUGGUUGUUGCGUUGUGUGUAUCUCAGGAGGUGUCCAAGAUUCUGGGCGCCGAGUGGAAGAAGAUGACGGAUAAGCAGAAGAAGCCCUACGAGGACCAGGCCAAGAAGGACAAGGUCACACCAUUAGAUAGGGGGAGCGGAAGGCAUUCACUAACACAUUCUCUGCCUGCCUGCCUGUGUGUGCGUGCGUGUGUGUGUGUGUGGUGUGUCAGGAGCGUUACGAGAAAGAGAAGGAGAAGUACGAGAAGAAGAAGUAAACCUCCACACCUCAUCCGCUAGCACGCAUACGUAUGACUGGCUGGCCGGCUGGCUGCAUGGAUCACUGACUGACUGGAUGGGUGGAUGGAUGGACAUAGGCAGAUAGAUAGCUACCUGGAGCGAUGUGCUGCGCGCCACACACAUGGACACACACCACACACACACAUCGUCUCCUCUCCUUCUCUAUACUAUCAUACCUACCGAGCUCCUGGCUUCCCCUCUCUGCCUGCCCGGCCGGCUGUAGAGGGGGUGGGUGGGUGGGUGCAUCGCUGGAUGGGUGGCUGGUGCCUGGUUCCGUGUGUAUGUGUGUCUUGUUUGUUUCGCGUGUUCGGGGUGCGGUGGUGCGGGGUGGUCGGCUGCCUUGCUCUUCUCGACUCGCCUCGCCCUGUAGAGAAAGCACAUUCCUGCUUGCCUGCCUGAGUGAUAGUGAAGGGUACGAUGCGCAUGGACUGCAUACAUGGAUGGCGGAUGGAUGGAUGGGUGGGUGGCCUGGCUGACGGGGGAGGGGAUAGCUAGACAGCGGCGGAUGGCAGAGAGGAAGGAGAAGAAAAGACUGUGCUUACGCAAUGACUGAUAGUCUGUCUGCCUUGCCAACUCAUUCGCGCUCUUUCUCUCUUGGCUGCUACUAACACCGCACACACACACACACACACACGCACACACAUACCCACACGCUGGUUGCACAAAGACAGACAGACAGACAGACCGAAUGCAUGUGACCGGCAGACAAUUAGGAGCGGCCUAAAGCUCGCUCAUGACCUGCCUGCCUGCCUUGCCUGUCUGUCUGCCCCUCCGUCACGCCACGCCACGCCACACCAACCGGACUAGCCUGCCUGCCUGCCUCCGUGGCUCGUGCCUUGUAUAUUGACUGACUGACUGGCCGACUCGUUUACUUACUAGAGUGUGGUGGUGCCGUGCUUGCCCGUUUGGAUGGGAUCAAUGGAAUGGAUGGAUGGAUGGACCAACGAGACCGUGUGUGUACGUAUGUGUGGUUUUAACUAACGCGGCUGUGGAAGUUUGUAUGGCGUGUGCAAGAGAAAACUCACUCACUGGAUUUGUUGCAAUUGCAUUGCACGCGCC
Molecule: messenger RNA, 3846 nt
Organism: Vitrella brassicaformis
Lineage: Eukaryota; Vitrellaceae
Source: the annotation of a GenBank genome assembly